This is a messenger RNA of Penicillium antarcticum, 1041 nucleotides long. Its product is annotated as homocysteine S-methyltransferase family protein. The record is from RefSeq and is a predicted model, not a curated record. Bases 1 to 1041 code for a protein of 346 amino acids. The transcript has 2 exons. Lineage: Eukaryota; Fungi; Ascomycota; Eurotiomycetes; Eurotiales; Aspergillaceae. Gene Ontology annotation, biological process: S-methylmethionine cycle. Gene Ontology annotation, molecular function: S-adenosylmethionine-homocysteine S-methyltransferase activity.
AUGGCAACAAUCAAAAUCCUAGAUGGAGGCCUAGGCACCUCCCUAGGCGAUCAAUACAACAUAAAAUUCGACAGCGCAACAACUCCCCUCUGGGCCAGCCACCUACUAGUCAGCGACCCAGCCACACUCCAAGCCUGCCAACAAGACUUCGGCAAUGCAGGAGUAGACAUCCUGCUCACAGCAACCUAUCAAGUCUCCGCGCGCGGAUUCGCACUCACAAAGACACAAGCGCACCCAGACGGCAUCCCCGCCAGCGCAGUGGGCCCUUACCUAACGCGCUCGGUGGAUAUCGCCGAAGCAGCCAAGGUGCACGACGCCGCCGCUGUCGCGUUGAGUCUGGGGCCGUAUGGUGCUUGUAUGAUUCCUGGUCAGGAGUAUAGUGGGGCUUAUGACGCUGAGCAUGACAACGAGGAGGCGUUGUAUGUUUGGCAUUUGGAGCGGUUGAGAAUGUUUGUUGAGGCUGAUGAGGGGAAGUUGGGGGAUCGGUUGCAUUAUGUUGCUUUCGAGACGCUGCCUAGGCUUGAUGAGGUUCGGGCUGUUAGGAGGGCGAUUCGUGAUUCGGGGAUUACGGCGCCUUACUGGGUUGCUUGUGUUUUCCCCGGGGAUGAGGGAGUUUUGCCUGAUGGGAGUGAUAUUGAUUCUGUUGUGCGGGCGGCUGUUGGGCCGAUUGAGGGUGGGAAGGCGCCUUGGGGUAUUGGGAUGAAUUGUACUAAGAUUCAUAAGCUUCCUGGGCUUGUGGAGAAGUUUGGGACUGCUGUUGAUGCCGCUAUUAAGGAGGGGAUUGUGGAUGCCGCUCCUUCUUUGGUUUUGUAUCCUGAUGGGACCAAUGGGGAGGUUUAUAAUACCACUACGCAGGUUUGGGAGAAGCCGGAUGGAUUGGGUGAUAAUGUGAGAGAUUCUGAGCCCUGGGAGAACCAAUUGGCCAAGGUGGUCAAUGAUGCUUAUGAUCAGGGUCAUUUCAAGGAGUUCCUUGUUGGUGGAUGCUGCAAAGCUUCUCACCAAGAUAUCAGAAAGCUCAAAGAGCAAUUCAAAAUCAAAUAA